Messenger RNA from Lytechinus pictus (painted urchin), 4756 nucleotides. Its product is annotated as ankyrin repeat and BTB/POZ domain-containing protein 1-like. Bases 180 to 1628 code for a protein of 482 amino acids. NCBI's taxonomy places the organism in Eukaryota, Metazoa, Echinodermata, Echinoidea, Temnopleuroida, Toxopneustidae. The record is from RefSeq and is a predicted model, not a curated record. Gene Ontology annotation, molecular function: protein binding. Gene Ontology annotation, cellular component: cytoplasm; ubiquitin ligase complex. The transcript is spliced from 14 exons.
AUGAUAAUAGGGAUCACAGCAUGCAGCGCAGUGUACCGUACCGUACUGUUUUCCAUGGUUCGGGCUGCCGCCGGUAAAGCUCACUGACAGAGCUCGGAAGGUCCAAAUCAUCAUCUUUCUUUCUGUUUUACUUCGGAUAGUUAUCUUCGCUCCAAGUGUUUCAUGUCAAUAAAGCAAAGAUGGCUCAUGAUCGUAAUGCUUUCAUGCGUAGCUGCAGAAUAGGUGAUUUACAAAGAGUCUCAUACCUUUUGGAGGUAAAAGAAGUAGAUCCUAAUCUGAAGGAUGAAUGGGACAGUACUCCAUUAUACUAUGCUUGCCUGUGUGGCCACAAAGAUAUAGUCACUUAUUUGCUAGAAAAUGGAGCUAAAUGUGAAGCCAAAACAUUUGACGGUGAACGUUGUCUAUAUGGCGCCCUCAGUGAUGAGAUUCGGGACAUACUGAAAUCAUACAAAGCUGUGGUCACAGGUCAUGCAAGAAGGAAUUUCUUUCAGGAUUUCAUGAGAAGAUUACUUGAGAACAGCUGCUACAGUGAUAUUAAGUUUGACAUACACAACGAGACGUUUGAUGCCCAUCGCUGUAUCCUCCUAGCCCGCAGUGAUUACUUUGCAGAGAUGCUGGAGACAAGAUGGAAGAAUAAAAGUACCAUUCACAUCAAGUCAAGCUUGGUGAGACCUCAAGCCUUUAAAGGAGUACUGGAAUAUAUCUACACAGGAUACUUGAAGGUAAACAUUGGUGUAGUUGACGAUUGUCUGAGGUUUGCCAAACAAUGCGGCAUGACAUCACUCAUUGAGAAAAUCAACCUCAGAUUAAAAGAGAUAGAAAACUUUGUUCCAAACAAACCUGGUACCCAUAUUAACAUUGUGAGUGUUGAACCUUCACCUCAUGAUAUUACGGUACAAGAUGAUCUUUACCAGCUGGCUCAGAUGGCAUUCCCUGUUGAGAAGAGGGAUCCUCUUGCACAAGGAGUGUUUCCUUUCUGUGGAGGUUUAUCACCUGUUCCUCCAUACACUGAUGUUUGCUUUGAAGUAGAAGGAGACAAAUUCUUUUGCCAUAAAAUGUUUUUCACAGAGAGGAGUGACUACUUCAAAGCUUUGUUUGCUGAUCAUUUUAGCGAGGUAUCGCUAGAUGAAAACUCUAUUCCUGUCAUCAAACUCAGUGAGAUAUCAUCAGAAGUCUUCAUGCAAGUCAUCAACUAUCUCUACUCACACAGUGUCAAUCUAACUGAAGAUCUAUGUUAUGAGAUACUAGUGGUUGCUGACCUUUACCUGUUGCCAGGCCUUAAAACGUUCUGUGCCAAUAAGAUUGCAUCUCAACUGACAGAGGAGAAUGUCUUUCAAGUUAUAAGGGUUUCUAGGAUGUUUAAUCUAGUCAAGCUAGAGGAUCAGUGUGUAGAGUUCAUCAGUAGAAUAUUUGAUGAGAUAUCUGACUAUACAGAGUUUAUUGAGCUCGUCAAAGAGGAUGCUGCUUGCAUUGAGAAUCGUGAGGAGAUUGACAGCAUUCCCAUCAUAGAUGAUCUUCGCUUCCACCUUACCAAUAAUCUUCAGACUUACAGCGAACUUCAAGAGGCCCAGAUGAAGCUUAGUUGUUUAGAUCAUAUUCUUCAAGAACUGGGGCUAGAGGAAUUUUGACUUCUAAAAUGGUAUUUGGUGAGUGAGUCUCAUGACCAUACACAAUGUAUGGUAUGGACAGUCAUAACAAAAAACCCAGUGUUUUACUUAAUCAGAUGUCUUAUUUUUUAUCUAUGAAUGUUUCAUGUGGGCAAUUUGAAAACUGAACAGAGGAUUGGAAUCACUAAAAGCUUAUUUUUGUAGAUGAUAUCAGUAAUAUAUUUCAUUGAUAUGACAUCUAUAAUUAUUGAUAAUUGAAAUAUUUAUUGCACUUUUAACGAAUAUAUUUUUUGAAAAUAUAAUACCAUUAUAGUGCUAAUGUGAUGACCCAAAGGGAUUUAGUAAUUUCAAAAAUAUAUGAGCCAUAUUGCAUUGAAUGUUAUGUGGACGUUGGUAAUGAUGAUGUUGAUGAUGAUGAUUGUGAUAACAAUAAUAGUAGUGGUAAUAAUGCAAAUAAUAUUACCCAUCAUUUUAUAUAUAGGGUACCACAUGUUCUUCUGACUGCAGUGUUAUAUUUUCUCAGUUUCAUAAUUGGUGGUUGUAUUUAUUCAUUAGAAUAUUGAUAUCACUUCAAGUCUUUAUUUUCCUGCAUUUUUUUUUUUUUUUUAAAUAUCAUUAUAAAACACUAACAUCAACACGUCAUGUAUUUUUUUAAAUCAAACCUCCGCAAGUUACCACAUUAUUUUAUUACAAUGCUGUAACAGAUUCACUAUGGAAGUAUCCAUCAAUUGGAAAGAUGUGAUUAUUCAUCUUAUUUCAGCCUGUUCGCAACAUCUUUCAAUACAGUCUAAAGUACUCUGUUUUUCUAAAAUGUAAAUUUUUGUGUUUCUUGGUGACAUGCUCAAAACACAGUUCACAUUUCCAUUGUGAAACUGAAGUAUUGUGAACAUUUUCAACGACAAACAAGUUUAAUCCAGAGUUUUCUGUGAAAUGACUUUUAUAAGAUAUGUUUGGCACUUAUGCCCCUGAGCAAGGCAUAUAUGUACAUUGCCUUUGCUUUUCUUUCAGAUGGUUAUGCAUAUAUAUGUUCAAAUUUGCUUGGGGAAGAGCGGUAUUAACAUCCCACUACUACAUGGAACAAAUUUAUAUGCCAUAAAAUUACAUCAGAUUAUUAAUUUUCAUGACGCUCCUGAUUUUUACUUUCCUUUGAUGUUGCUGACUCAAUUAUUUCCUUCCAUUUCUCUUAGCAGAAUAGUUUUAGAAGAUCAAGAUCAUUUCUUUUUAUGCCCCCGCAGACGAAGUCCAGAGGGGGCAUUAAGUGUUGCCCCUGUCCGUCCGUCCGUCCCCCCACUUGGUUUCCGCGCAAUAACUCGAAAAAUAUUUCAUGGAUUUUAACAAUUUUUGGUGUGUAGGUAGAUGACACCAAAAUACAGGCUAAGUUUGAAUUCGGAGUCCGCAGGUCAAAGGUCACAGCUCAUUAAAUACGCGAGUUGGUUUCCACAUGAUAACUUAUGAAAUAUUCAACGGAUUUAAAAUAGUUUUAGUGUGUAGGUAGAUGACACCAAAAUACAGGCUAAGUUCGAAUUCGGAGUCCGCAGGUCAAAGGUCACAGCUCAUUAUAUAUGCCAGUUGGUUUCCGCAUUAUAACUUUUUAAAUAUUCAACACAUUUUAAUGUUUGGUGUCUGGGUAGAUGACACCAAAGUGCAGUCGGGUCACGUCAAAUGACCUGACUGUCAUAUCUUCUGUCAGAGAUUAUUAUGGAAAGGGUGAGUCUUUAGGUCAAAGGUCUAAAUUUGUUCAUUAUAUAUAUGCAUAUUGGUUUCUGCAUGAUAUAUCAUAUCAUAUUGGAUGAAUUUCUGAUUGCGUUAGGCGGGGGCAUCUGUGUCCUUUAGACACGUCAAAUUUCUUGUUUCUUAUUGAUAAUUCAUUGGUUUAUUGUGGAAAAUUUUAAGGUCCAUUGUAGUUUUCUGUUUGAUCAGUUAAAAGUGUCUUAUUUUAUUCAGCUUUUCUGUCUCUUAAGUGAAUACCUCAAUCUUAGACAUUCCUAUUGCAAAGUUUAAACAUGGUUUAACAUGAAAAGUUUUUGCUUAGAUUCCUUAUUAGUUUCUUUGAUAUCACAAACAAUUCAUGAGCAGUCAUUUCCCACAAUGAGUAUUGCAGAAAAAAAUUGUGAAUUUAUGAUAUCUAUUCUGAUAUGGGUCAGACCAUGUGCCUUUGAGGGGGUUCAAAUCUUUAUAAAAAAUGGAUACUGCUUUGUAUCAUUUUUGAUAAAUUGGUGCAAUUAUUUGGAGUGGGUCUCCAUAUCUAGAUAUUUAGGAAUUCGGUUGUUGAUUUUCACCAACCAUAAUAUGAUAAAUUAAUUUUCCCACAUGAAAGAUAGUCAGACAUUGCGAGAGACAGUUUACACUGAAAGAGAGAAAGUUGGUUAAAAUUUUCAUAUCCAUUUUCUUGGACCUUGGGGAGUUUGGUUUGAGGUGUUUACUACCUGCAGUCAUCCAUUUAUUACAAUUUAUAGCAUGUUUUUGGUGAUUGAAACAUUAAUCCCCAUUAAGUUUAUGAUGUCUUAAUAUGUGAUACAGAUACAUGUAUAUCAUCUACCUGGUAUCUUCUACUUAUUGAAGAUUUUUUUUUUGUCAUGAUAUUCCAAUUUUAUCUAUGAUGAAGCUUUAAAUCUGAGCUUUUUCAGGGAAUCAUUGGCCCUUGUAUUUUUUCCUUCAGGAUCACUCCCGGGGGGGGGGGGGCCACUUACAUUGACGAGUGGAUACCAUGCGCCACCAAAAAAACACGUAAAAAGGAUGUCUUUUUCAAGAUAGGGCACGUUACGUACGUAACAUGAUAAGGGUGUCAAAAACACUAAAAUAAGGAAAAAAAGGUAUCUAUUUUCGCUAGGAAAGUUACGUGUUUAGGGUCAAAUUUGCGAGGGUGUAAAAAAUUAAGACUAAAAUGUUUUAUAAAGGAUGUACUUUUUCCCCAAGAGUCAACACUACGUGUUUAGAGUACGAUUUGGGCGAGAUGUGGGAGGUGGGGCUGUACUAAACCCAAUGAUGUGGGUGAAGGUAGGCCGACGACCGUGACAUAAUAAUAAAAAUAUCGCUGUACUUGUUUAGGGGGUCAAUUCAGGGAACUUGCCAAGAGUAUUGUUUUGUUUCCAAUACUUGUUCAGGGUAUGAAUUCACACGCCAAUACUUGUUAAGGGGUGCAUUUUCAG